Messenger RNA from Plectropomus leopardus (leopard coralgrouper), 4655 nucleotides. Its product is annotated as calcium/calmodulin-dependent protein kinase type II subunit gamma-like. Gene Ontology annotation, molecular function: calcium/calmodulin-dependent protein kinase activity; ATP binding; calmodulin binding. Lineage: Eukaryota; Metazoa; Chordata; Actinopteri; Perciformes; Serranidae. The record is from RefSeq and is a predicted model, not a curated record. Gene Ontology annotation, biological process: protein phosphorylation.
AUGAAGGCUCCCCUCCCUUUCCGUCUUUGCUCGCCUCUAUCCUCUUCAGCCUUGCCUGCCUGUCAGAAAGGUGCUCCAGUGUUGGAGGCUAGGCUACCCUCCUCCCGGACCCCCGUACGAGAGCCAGCCGCCGUCGUACCCCAAGGCUCGGGCUCCCCCCCCCAGCUCACGGUUCCAGCCAUCGCGACCACCGCUAGUUCCACCCGGUUCACCGACGAGUACCAGCUGUACGAGGAGCUCGGGAAGGGAGCUUUUUCAGUGGUGCGUAGGUGUGUAAAGAAGUCAUCGGGACAGGAAUAUGCUGCAAAAAUCAUCAACACUAAGAAGCUGUCUGCAAGAGACCAUCAGAAGCUUGAAAGGGAAGCUCGUAUCUGCCGCCUGCUGAAGCACCCUAACAUUGUGAGACUCCAUGACAGCAUUUCAGAGGAAGGCUUUCAUUACCUAGUCUUUGACCUGGUGACAGGAGGAGAGCUUUUUGAAGACAUUGUAGCCAGGGAGUACUACAGCGAGGCCGAUGCCAGUCAUUGCAUUAGUCAGAUCUUGGAGAGUGUCAAUCAUAUCCACCAGCAUGAUAUUGUGCACAGAGACCUCAAGCCUGAGAACCUGUUGUUGGCCAGUAAGAUGAAGGGAGCUGCAGUGAAGCUGGCAGACUUUGGCCUUGCUAUCGAAGUGCAAGGAGACCAGCAGGCUUGGUUUGGGUUUGCGGGCACUCCUGGAUAUCUGUCCCCUGAAGUCCUGAGGAAGGACCCCUACGGCAAGCCUGUGGACAUUUGGGCUUGUGGUGUUAUUCUGUAUAUCUUGUUAGUGGGAUAUCCUCCAUUCUGGGAUGAAGAUCAACACAAACUCUAUCAGCAGAUCAAAGCCGGGGCAUACGAUUUCCCGUCCCCAGAGUGGGACACAGUGACUCCAGAGGCAAAGAACCUGAUCAAUCAGAUGUUGACCAUUAACCCAGCUAAGCGAAUCACUGCCGAGCAGGCCCUCAAACACCCUUGGGUCUGCCACCGUUCCACAGUGGCAUCCAUGAUGCACAGACAGGAAACUGUCGAGUGUCUCCGCAAGUUCAACGCUCGCCGAAAACUCAAGGGAGCCAUUCUCACCACCAUGCUGGUGUCCAGAAACUUCUCAGUGGGCCGGCAGCAUACCAACUCUGCUGCUGCCGCCUCCUCCACGGCCUCACUGGCUCAGGAAGCAUGCAAAAGUUUACUCAACAAGAAGUCAGAUUCUGCUAAGCCUUCUACCAACAACAGUAAGAACAGUAUAGUGAGCGCCAUCAAUGCCCUGAAAGACACCAACAUGGCAACCAACGCCCAGAUGGAAUCUCAGAGCACGGUGGUGCACAACCCUCCUGAUGGAGUCAAGGGAUCAACAGAGAGCAACGCCACCAAUGACGAGGAAGAAAUGAAAGCGGACAGCUCGGCGCAGAGCAGCGCCACAGAGGAGAUGCCCCCACUUCUGCCCUCACCUCAAAGCUCACCUGCCAUUCCACCGCAUGACGUAAAGCGCAUGGCAUGGAACAGCACGGGCAACAGCUCCUGCCCUGACUCUGAGCUCUCACAGUCCUCCAUGCCUGCCGCUCCACUAGGGAGCAACACUGUCGCUGCUAUAAGCAACACUAAGCAGACUCGUAAACAGGAGAUCAUCAAGAUAACGGAGCAGCUGAUUGAAGCGAUCAACAAUGGAGAUUUCGAUGCCUACACGAGGAUUUGUGAUCCUGGACUCACCUCCUUUGAGCCUGAGGCCCUCGGGAACCUGGUGGAGGGCAUGGACUUCCACAAGUUUUACUUUGAAAACUUGCUGAGCAAGAACAGCAAGCCGGUCCACACCACUCUGCUUAACCCACAUGUGCACCUGAUUGGCGAGGAUGCCGCGUGCAUCGCCUACAUCCGGCUCACGCAGUUUGUGGACACCACGGGCCGCCCUCGUUCCAGCCAAUCAGAGGAGACCAGGGUGUGGCAUCGUCGCGAUGGCAAGUGGCUCAACGUUCACUUCCACUGCUCAGGAGCGCCUGCUGCACCACUACAGUGAUCAGCGGUCCUGAGCCUCCAGUCUACUGGAGUGUGUGUUUUGGGGGGCAGUUUUUUUCAGCGAGCGUGUUUAAGAGGCACGUCCUCUGCGUGGAUUGGCUAGUGCCAGGAGCCCGGCCGGGCGAGAUCGCAUCCCUCUCCACGAUACCAACCAAUCCUGUCCCUCCUUUGACCUGCUGGGGGCCGGCUGAACACAAGACACCGCCCCCAUGGGAUGAUGCAUGCAUCUGGCGCCUGAUCGGAGGGCGAGUCUUUGCCCUCUAUCCCUCCCCAUGGCGGCCAUCUUUUUUCUGCCCGCGCGCGAUGAGACGUCCUGCGUGAGGAGAGGAUUUACAGUUGAACUUGUGACAGUUUAUGAGUAUGAGUUAUGAAUAUGCUGUGUAAAUUAUGACUAGAUGUACCAGAAACCACCAAAACCCAACCAAGCAUUUAUAUUCACUAUCUAAUAAGGGAGGAACAGAAGGGAGUGUGAGGUUAGCAGCUGAGAUUUUGGACACUAUUUUUUUUUUUUUUUUUUUUUUUUUGGCAUUCUAGGGAUUUCCGGGUAGGAAGUGUUGUGCUCAUUCACCCGGACGUUGAUGUAAAAGAUGUAGGGAGAUUUUUUUUCCCCCCGUCUGAAUUCUCAAAGGGGGAAAAAAAAAAAAAAAAAUCAAGUCGGCUCAGUCCGAGAAACGACGAGAGAAACUUGAUAUCAAAAACAUGAAGCACCAAAGUGUAGAACUUUAGGCUUUUUACGUGUUUAUGUGUUUUCGUUUGUGUGCUUGUUUUUCCGACCGGACGGAAAAUUGUGUUGUUGUGGGAUCGGGUGGGUGGGAGGGGAAGCGGGGCGUUUGAUUUGUGUUGUGUUUUUAGCGUCCUGUUCCUCUUUGUGAAUAACCGGAGCCUUUUUUUUUUUGUUGUUUUUUGUCUGACUGAUCCUAUAUUCAAGGCUCCAUUUUUUUUCAUUUUUUUUAAGAGUUUUUAAAAAAGGAGGGAUUUUAUUGUGCAAGUUUAAACUGCGCGUGUUCUGUUGUCUGUAUGCAGUGGAGGGAGAGAGCGGGCCGGGAAAAGGCGUCUGCGUUUUGCAUGUUUGCCCGCCGCCUCUCUCUCAUUUCAUCCCUCCCUCACCCCCGUUUUUCUCUCUCUUAAAACCAUUCCCUCUUUUAACCCUCCCUCUCCUUUUUCUCUGCUUUCUGCAAGGGCCUGGUUUGUUUAUAAUCACUGUGUAAAUACAGUGUAUGUAUAGAUAUAUGUAGAAAAGUGUAAUAUAUGUACAUGUAUCUAAGAGACACUCAUCCUGUGCAUCUGGGAACCACCCCAUGAACUCUGUGACCCCUCAUUUUCCUCAGUUUGCUUUAAUUCUCCUUUAAAGUACUUCCUUAAAAUAUUGGUAGCUCGCCGUCAUAAAAUAAAAAUGUGGGCUACCAGCUCUAGUCCGUGGCCGUAAGACUGUUUUUAGAGACGGGGAUAAAAGAAAAUUAAAAAAAAAAAAAAAAAAAAAAAGUUUGACCCCUUUUGCCCCCAAAAGAGUUUUUAAACAUGAAGACCUUCAUCAUUGUGUCCUGAUCCCACAAUGCUGUGAGCCGUCUCUUCAUAUCAUAUGCACACACACAAACACACACACACACACAUGCGUGCACGCCUGGUGGUGUGUUUCGGCUUUGUAACAUAUCUGCACCACUGCUGUGUGACCACGGUGCCACCCUUGCUGUGCUGCUUAAUUGUCUCCAUCCAUCCGCGACAGUCGUAUCUUAAACUCUUCCUCCUCCUCCUCCUCCUCCUCUUCCUCUGUGUACCCAUGAGUCCCUGCUCUUGAGGUGUUUAUUUGUACCUCUCUCUGUUGUUUCUCUGUUCCCGUGUUUGAGUUUUUUCGUUGUCGUCGCUGUUUUUUGCUGUUGUCGUUUGGUAAUUUGCCGAUCUGCCAAGCUGGAGUUCUGCACUCUCCCUCGCACACAGGAUUUAAAAAAAAACAUUAAAAAAAAGGGAAAAGAGGGAGGAAGUCGACAUAAAUUACAGAUUGAGUGAUCAUAGAUUGAUCAGGACUAAAUUAUUUAUUAAUGUGAUCUACCCUAGGUGGUUUUAAAUCGUGCCUGCUCAGUUGAGAGUUGGAAGCCAGAGAGAGAGAGAGAGUUGGUGUGGGUGUGCAGGUUAUUCGUGACCUACACUGUCGAAACCAGAGCGGGAGACCUAGUUAUAUGCAUGUUUCAGUUACGCAUUUCUACCAUGUACCUACCUGAAUACGGAUGGAGCCUAGUGUUAAUAUAUGAUAUUUGCAUCUUUUGAAAUAAGAAAUAUCCUCCAUCCAGAAUGUUGAAUAGGUGACAUGAAAAAUAAUAUUUAAAAGAAAAAAAACAACAAAAAAAAAAAGCAAAAUUUUUAAAAAAAGGAUUCAGGAGCCGUAGCUUGGUAUGAGGCCCUCGAUGUUAGCGUUUUCCCUGCGUUGUAAUGAUAUACUAUUGGGCUGCGCUUUCUCCCCCAGCCUUCACAUGAAUGCUGGAGUUUUUUUGCAUGAUCAUGAUGUACAAUGAAAUACAACCAUGAAUUGACGACUAUCAAGUGUUUGUCUGAGUGUUAGUUGGUCUUCAUCAUAGCUUUGUUAUUCUUCAAACUUGGAUCUUGAAAGUAUUUAAUAAAAAUACUAUUUCAGCACUG